AUGGAGCCCCUCCUCCUCGGAUCUCUUCCAAAUACUCUCCCCCAGUUGUGCAGAAUGUUUUCUCUUUUGUUCACGGUUACUUUUAUCUAUUGUAAUAUAAUAAAGAGCCUGGGAUCAUCGCUGGAGGACCCAGAGCCAGAUGAAGCAAGAGGAGACGGAGGCGAAGACAAAGAAAAGCAUCUUGGCACGGUUCGUUUUAAUGGGGGAACAACAAACCAAUUGUUCAAUCAGACAUGUAGACCUGUAGCCGGCGGCAGGCCUAACUGCGGACAGCGCCGGUACAAGCUCGUCCAGCCUGCCUGGCUCAAAGUUGGAAAUAUGAAGGCGAUGCUGCGUGGUUUCCUGCCGGACAGCGUGCCACUCACCGGAAGCCGGCGGAGAAGGCGGAGGACGAGCUCCGGCUGCACACGGCGCAGGCGCACGCUGCCGUGUCGGUGGCGCAGCUCGCUGCGGCGGUCGCGGCAUCGUGUCGGCGUGCGACCUGAGGCCGGCGGCCUCGGCCAGCGCUGGCGACAGGAGGCUAGGCGCGGUGCUCGCGUCCGCCGCGGCGCUGGUGGCCACCGUUUGAGGGGAGCCGCGACGCUGAAGCAAAGGGCAGCUGACCUCAGGGGAAUCAGCACCAGCACCAGCAGCAACGCCAUGGCCAUGAGCGUCAGCGCUGGCAUCCAGAAGGGCACGACUCUCAGAGUCUGUCUGCCUUGUGGAAGGGUGCGGGUGAGGACGGUGUCCGUCUUCCCGCGGCGCGGCGACGGCGCAGCGGUGGUGCUGCGGCUGGGGAAGAAGCGCCUGCACGGCGCGUUCGCCACCUUCAAGGACUAUGUGGUCUCGGCGGUUGGAGACGGCGGCGGCGAGACGGUGGUGGAGGGGCGGCCGGCGUUCCCGGUGGCGCUGAUCACGUCAGAGGAAGGGGUGACGGUGCAGCUGCUGUUCGAGCACCAGACGCACUGCAAGGUCUGGAAGGCCGCCAUCGAGGGCAUGCUGGCCGAAAAGAAGCUCAAGCGCGACAACCAACUGAACUGA
Messenger RNA from Miscanthus lutarioriparius, 1020 nucleotides. The record is from the annotation of a GenBank genome assembly. NCBI's taxonomy places the organism in Eukaryota, Viridiplantae, Streptophyta, Magnoliopsida, Poales, Poaceae.